AUGAACUUCUUCGGAGUUGGAGGUGAAGAUGGGCGUGGUAGUCCAGGCAAACUGGCAGUAUUAGACAUGCCAGGCUAUGGAAAGGGCAGUCGAGAAGAGUGGGGACAGGAGAUCAUGAAAUAUCUUGUCGGGAGGAAGCAAUUACGGCGAGCCUUUUUGCUGGUUGAUACAUUACACGGCCUCAAACGCUCAGACGAAGAGAUCCUUUCAUUGUUCCGUCAGAACGCAAUAUCUCAUCAGAUCAUAUUGUCCAAAGUUGAUCGUAUAUUGUUUCAAAAGUCUCGCCCAUCUUUAGCCCGCAUGGAACAGAACUCUCCAGAGUUGGAUCGCAUAUGUGAAGAAUUGAAGGUCAAGAUACAACCCGGGAACGGAGAAGGCCCGGAAGCUCUCGGUGAGAUCUUGGCAUGCAGUGCUGAAGUGACUCUCGAGGGGAAGAAGCUCGGUAUCGACAAGGUCAGAUGGGCAGUGCUUGCAGCCACAGGCCUUGGUGAAGAGAAGAGGAAGCUUUCGUUGUCAGAGAUCUCGACCGAUACACCAAAUGAUGGUGUUUCCAUUGGGAACACUGUCCAUCCGGACUCUAGUCUCGAACGCUGA
Molecule: messenger RNA, 594 nt
Organism: Letharia lupina
Lineage: Eukaryota; Fungi; Ascomycota; Lecanoromycetes; Lecanorales; Parmeliaceae
Exons: 2
Coding region: 1-594 (197 amino acids)
Cellular component (GO): mitochondrion
Source: RefSeq, a predicted model, not a curated record